Molecule: messenger RNA, 856 nt
Organism: Xenopus tropicalis (tropical clawed frog)
Lineage: Eukaryota; Metazoa; Chordata; Amphibia; Anura; Pipidae
Gene: cartptl
Product: CART prepropeptide like
Exons: 3
Coding region: 88-414 (108 amino acids)
Biological process (GO): positive regulation of MAPK cascade; cellular response to starvation; G protein-coupled receptor signaling pathway
Cellular component (GO): extracellular region
Molecular function (GO): neuropeptide hormone activity
Source: RefSeq, a predicted model, not a curated record
AAGAAAUUUAAAAGCACCCUGUUCAGUAUCAGUGCCAUCAUCUACCAGAACUGAGCCGAGUGAGAAAGGAACUGGCGUUUCAGAACCAUGGACAGCAAAAUUGUCCUCUUCAAGCUGCUCUGUGCCAGUCUGCUGAUUGCCUGCCUGUGCAAUGCCCAGUCCUCAAGGGAAAUGUCUUCAGAAGACUUUGAUGGCAACAAAUCACCCUCUUCUUCUGAGAAGGAGUUGGUUGAAGCAAUGGAGGAGCUCUUGGGAAAAUUUCAGGACAGAUAUCCGACCUAUCAAAAGAAAGCUCAGAUUCCACUGUGUGACAUUGGCGAGAGAUGUGCCGUGAAACAAGGACCUAGAAUUGGCAAACUGUGUGACUGCUCCCGUGGAUCCUCUUGCAACUCUUUCCUGCUGAAGUGCAUAUGAAAGUGAGUUUGUUUUGAGAGCGUGCAUUCUCUAGCAGCACUAAGGAAGAAAUCAGCAGUCAACGUGUUUGCUUAUAAAAUGCCUGUCAUUUCUAGGGAAUCCAGAGACACAGAUUCAAUGGUCGUUCCAUGUCCACAAUUUUUCUCAUUAUUUGGAAUUGCUAAUAAAUAUCUCAUGCAUUUUCUGGUUUUGAUUGUAUGUAUUUUCUUUAUGCUUUGGAAUGGUGGAAUGUAUGUAACUGUGGAUUUAAGCUACUGCACAUCAUGUGUAGGCGCUAUAGAAUUUCUCCUGCUCAAACACAUAUGCAAAUAAACAAUAUAUAACUAAUGCUUGAUGAUUUUUUUUUUGUUACAUGCAAGUGUACUUAAAUUCUUUCAUACUCAAAUGUUUGUCUAUAGUUGCUAUAGAAAUAUGAAAUAAAUCUACCAACUCUAUAAAAUGA